UAUUAACCACGAAUUCCAUUUCUUAGAUCACUUUGAUUUCGUAACCGCUUCGAGUUAAACGGUGUUUAUUCGAAAAUUCGCAUUUGUGUAAUUUCUCAGUAUUAUUUCGAAUGUGCGUUACUAUGUCGAUAUGAAGAGUAGUACUUUUGAACAUUGAGACUUUUUUCCGAAUCGAAAACGACGACGGCGAUGUGGUAGAAAGAAUACCCGAAUAUCUAUUCGUUUGAAAUACACACCGGUUUCAAAAUGAAGAAUCUAUUCAAAUUGGUGUUCUUUCUCAUCGCUUACUCGUUAAUCAUAAAUGGAUCAUCUCAAAACCCUAACGACGAAUCGCAAAUACACAUAAAGCCCAUAAAACCGAUAAAUUUCGAUCCUCGAGCUCGAGUUGGCCAUAAUGCACCAUCCGAUCGACCCCCGAAUGGAGGUGAUGAUAAAUUACGAAAUCAUUUCCCGUACAUGUCCGGCUACGAUGACAGUUUGAUACUCAGACGACGUCCCAAAUCAUCCGAAUCUUUAUCAGUGCACGACUUACUCAGACUACGUCCGUCCACUACGAAGCCUCCACUCAGCACCGUCAGCCUCAACUCUGUACAAUGGCACAGCAAACUCCAAGAUUUCUUCCGGACAACCAUUCAAUCGGAAUACGUGCCAUUUUUCGAAUGGAUGUGGAAAGCUCUAGAUAAUGGUACUCUGGAUAAAAACCAUUACUAUCCGGCUAUGUUCAAAGAUAAACGAUUCAAGGCUCCACUGAAUCCUCAAAUAACCGCCGAUUUGCCCUUCCCUAAUGGCUGGGGUCAGAUGUAUUUAUACUUGAAAGAUCUCGAACACUAUCGUAAACAUCCUACCACCAUGAAACCGACCACUCUGCCUGCUGAUCCGGAUAAACGUCGAGCUGUAUCGUUUUUCAGACGAACUUUCCCAGCUCACUACGAUAACUACUAUAAAUGGCUUUACGAAAACGUUCACGAUUACAGCGGUGCUCGAAAAAGGGUCGACUACUGCGAUCAAAAAGGUCUGACUGAUUUCGAUUUCAGUAUGUUGCUCAAAUCCACCCCGUUUCGUAUACCUCCUCGGCACCGGAGAUUUUUCGUCAUGAUUAACGACGUAGAACGUCGCAUAUCCUCGACAGCACAUCACUACUGGCGUUCCACCACUCGAGACUUGUACCAUAUUAAUCAGCAGAUGGACAAAUCGUACUUAGGAGACCACGUCCGAACGAGCAGAAAACGAGAAGAAUUCUGGGAAGACAGAUACCAACGUUAUUACCCUUUCACUCCGGAACCGCAAUACGAGCAAUUCUAUCGUUGGUUCUUCAAGGAAAAUCACGAAUUAAAUAUGCCCGAUCGAUUCGGAGGAGUACCUUUUCCGAAAAUCAUCCCUUUCGCUGUAAAUCCUCGUAUUCACGAUGUGACCUACAAAAACACACCUUAUAAAAUUCCACCCCUUUACACCGUAUUGUUCGCCUUCCUCGACGAUGCCAAGUUAGAUAACAUGACAACCAAGUUAUCCACUUGGCCUACGUUCAAUUGGCAAGAUCUCUCCGAAAUCACAGGUAGGACCACUACCAGACUACCUAGUACACCUCCGACGUACACCGAGUAUCCUUUAUAUACGAUUGCUCGCGAACGAAGGCGUAAAAUCGCCGAAUUCUUCAACGUCACCAUCGAUCCUUGGUACGAACCGUUCUACGAAUGGUUCUACCGAUACCAAAACGAUCGUAAAGGUAUCAAAAGGCGAUUACCAGCUUACGCCAACUUGACCGAAUUCGAUUACAGUCACGAAUUAUCCAAAGCCAAAUACCCAGUACCGGAUAAACAUCGAGAUAUCUGGGCUUACGUGCACGCAGUCGAACGUCAAAUAUUGAGCUCAACCGGUCAUCAUUACCAGCCGAAGAAUCCGUAUCAGUGGACUUAUCGAUACAUCACCGAGCCGAAAAUAAUCAAAGAUUUGGAGUACUGGUUCCCCCAUACGACGAUCCAAGAUCGACACAGGUCUUACUUUAAAUUCCUUCUAGAAAUAUUCACAAGUCCCGAGUAUCAUAAAGCAAUCAUGGACGAAGGUCAGAAAAUGAGAACUCUCGAUUACGACGAUCUUCUCAGAUACACUCCGUUCGAAAUUCCCGAGUUGGAGGAUCGUCGAUACGCCUUUAUGGCUGAGGCUAAACGACGAUUGGAUAGGAAAUGGAAAUUCACAUCGACGACUCCAUUACCACCAUCGUCAGAAGGUCUGAGUGAGGCCCAACCGAAUCAUACAGCUACACCAGUCGAACCAUCCAGAAAACCAGCGACUCCAGCAGGAGGCAAAAAACGUCCAUCAAAAAGCUCCCCAUCAUCAACUACUUCAACUCGAAGUAUGAAACUGGAAGAGCAACUUUCCAGCAGAUCCAUGUUAAACCAAGUCUACCUCGAAGAUAAAGUCAUCAAUCAUUUCAACAAAGAGAUAACCCCCCAUCUGGAAAAAUAUCACCAAUGGUUAUACGAGCACGAGAUCGAGCAUAACGAUAACCAGAGUCAAAAGUAUAACAUCGCUUGCGCCAUCUACGAUCAACUAGAUUACACGAAAUUAUUCAGAUACACUCCUUUCCCCCUUUACGUUGAGCAAGAAUACGAAUUCAUUGGCUUAAGGGAAGCUCAACGUGUGUUAAAAGCUAGAUCUCAUCCGACAACUUACAAGCCCGAUGAACCUGAUCCCAAAGCAGCCAUGCUAGACUGGUUCAGAUUCACUAUACCUCCUAAAUAUUUCGAAUUUUACAAAUGGCUGUUUAAAUUACACUUGGAAAAAGAAGAAUAUGGCCAGAUUGUUCAACUGAGUAAAAAAUUAGGACCACCGAAUUACCAACAGUUGCUCUCGAGUACACCUUACCCAAUACCGGAAGCUCAUUUGAAUUUUUGGGCUUUUAUUAAGCUAGGUUUCGACGAAUACGUAGCUCAAUUGAAGAAAGCUACUCCACCUAUGUCUCCGAAAUCAGUGGCCACGCCAAAGCCACACGUUCGUCGUCGCAGAUCCAUCGACUACGAUUCUGUUGUGCCACAGGUGAAUAUUCGACGUCGAAGAUCUAUUCUUGAAUCUCCUGAUACGUUUACGUAUACAUUAAAUUCGUUAAUUGGCGAAAAAUGUACGGAAAUGCAGUCAACAUCCUCGGAGCAUUUUUUAUUCGCACGUCCUCCUUGGGAUAAAAUGUCUAAUGCAUCAAUGGACAAUACCCAAGGAGGAGUCAAUGUAUUCCAAUCGCUGGGCUACAGUUUCAACUCGACCACCAUCGAACCUCAAUACUCAACAACGAAUGAAAUCGAUUCACCUCUGAUAUCAACGAGUCACUCGAAUCCAUCAGAACCAGAACUCAAUCUCUGUCCAUCCACUGUUUCGAUCUCUGAAUUUUCCUCACAAAUUGACUCAUGCUACUGCUCAAUUUGCGAACCAACACUAAACCGUGCUAAACGAGAAUCUCAUACAUCUUCACCCCAAAAUUCUCGAACCAGUGGACCCCCCGGACCUCAGGAACAUCAUUCCUCCACCAGCACCCCUCACAAACGCCAGACUACUUUCAAAACCAAAAUCACCACUGACGAGCAAGACUUGAUCGACGAAUUAGAACGUUACUUCAGUACACCUAUUCCAAAUCAUUUCUUGCAGUUUUACCAAUGGUUAUACGAUCUUCGUCACAAUCCAAAGGGGUUCUCGAAUCGAGAAGCUUGGACCGACUUGAUUACCCAUUCUGACCAAAUGCUAGAUUAUAAAAAAAUCUUACAAAGUACACCUUUCCCAAUACCCUACCAUCAAAUGGAGAAUUACGCUUUUGUUCGUAAAAUAGAAGAACAUAUCGGAUCCACCGAUCAUCAUACCAAAUCAUACAUCAAGACAUCUCCUGUACUCACCAUUCCUCCUGCCAAAUUGAAUCUUUCCUACUUCACCGAAGAACCUACAACAACUCCUGAACCAGAACUGGACGAUUCACGUUCUGAUAUUCGAGAGCAAUUAGAAAACGCUAUGCAUAUUUCGAUCGAGCCGAAAUACGUUAAAUUUUAUCGCUGGCUCUACGAUGUUGAUAGAAAUGUCGAAGGUAUGGAACGACGAUUUAAUCAUUCUCUCAAACGAUUUCCAACCAAAGGCACGUUGUAUAACUUUGACGAACUUCUCAAAGAUACCCCUUUCCCUAUACCUUGCACAUAUACACAGUAUUUUGCUUGGAUGCGAGAAUACGAUAAGGAACUCAGCUCAACUGAUCAUCAUCGUUUCUGGUAUGGCACCAGACCUCAUAAAAAAGAUCGCAGUACUACAACCAGCCCACCUUCCACUACGAAAAGCCCCAUAGAAAAACUGGAAGGAUAUUUUAUGCGAACAAUUCCGGCAAUAUACCAAAGAUACUACGAAUGGCUAUUUGAAACACACCUGGAUAACGAAGGGUUCUUGAGGAGGCACGAUAUUGCGAGUAAAAUGAAUGGUACGAUUAAUUAUGAAAGGCUUCUGACCAGGACUCCGUUCCCUAUACCAAUCGGAGAGGAAAACCAUUUCGCUUUUAUACAAGAAAUGGAACGCAGACUGAAAUCUACUAAUCAUCAUGCAAAAUGGUACGCUCAACAAACAAGUUCAACCACUUCGAGGCCAAAACCUGAUAUUUACGACGAUGACAGUGUGAAUUUAGAAGAAUACUUUCACACAUCCAUCGAACCAGAAUAUAAGAAAUUCUAUCGAUGGCUUUACGAGCACGAAAUCAAAGGUGAUAAAAAACUGAAAGACGAAUUCAAUCAAAUAAAAUCUCACAAAUCGCAUUACAAAUUCCAUAAACUUCUCGAUGAAACACCCUUCCCUAUACCACCAACUUACUUGGAAUAUUACUCGUUUGUGCGUGAAAACGAACGCAGAAUAAAAUAUUUCUCAGAACAGGCAGCUUUGAGAUCCGAACGAAUGGAGCAAGCUGCUGCAUUGAAAGCCUCUACUCCAAUUUCAUUGAAAAAUAUACCAUCCUCGAGCUCAGCAUCGACUACAGAACAAUCCAGCACUACAACAGAGUCAACAACUCCGACCCCUUUGACCACAUCUUCUUUACAUCAACCUGUUCGCGUAACUGAUGAAUACAUAGACUCUGAAUAUUCGGAUUCUGAGCAAGAACCUAGAGAAACUACAUCUCAACCUGCAGCAGCAGCAGCAACCAGCACUCGAUCCAUGAAUCUAUUCAGCACUAACCAACAACAAAAACUAGAAAAGUUUUUUGGAACUACAUUCGAUCCUAAAUAUGUUAAAUUUUACGAAUGGCUUUAUAAGGUGCAAAAUGAUAAAGAAGGCUUUAAAAAACGUUUCGAAGCUGCACGCAAGAUUAACUACACAAAACAGUUCGAUUUGGAUGAAGAACUCAAAGAUACACCUUUCCCUGUACCUCCAAAUAACGAAGAGCAUUUUGCAGUUGUUCGUAGAAUGGAACGUAUGAUGGGGUCAACAUCACAUCAUGCAGAAUGGUAUGAAGAUUCUGCUACCUCCCAAGACGAAUCAAAAUCAUCACCAUUGUACACAAUUAUGCCCAAACUAUUCUUAGAGAAAUAUUUUUCCAUCCCUAUACCAUCGAUUUAUCAUCGAUUUUACGAUUGGCUGUAUAAUCUCGAGGCUGAUACUACAGGAUAUGAGAAAAGACAUCAAGGUAUUAGGUCUCAUCACUUCAAGGGUGUUAAUCCAGAAGCCCUGAAAAAGACUCCAUUUCCAAUACCACCAACUUACACGAAAUAUUUUGCUCACGUUAAAGCGAUCGAACAUUUGAUUAAAUCAUCAACUCAUCAUCACGACUGGUAUCUUAGUACAAUCCUAAAUGAUAACACACCUACUUUCACACGUUCAACAGCAGAUGGAGCCUCCACAGCGAAAUUAUCAGAAUUAGUAAAAUCACGUUAUACUAGAGAAUGGAAACCAUUAUACGAGAGAUUCUUCCACUGGUUGUAUGAAGUUCACGAAGACCAAGAAGGAUAUCGUAAACGAUUAAAUGCCAACAAAUACAGAUUUGGGAUCAGAAGUACUAAUAAACCUUCCCAAAACACACCUUUCCCAAUACCACCUACUUAUCGAAAUUAUUUUGCUCAAGUGGUUGCAUUAGAAUACCUUAUUGGUUCAACCCAACACCACGCUAAAUGGUAUGGUUCCACUUCUGAUCAAACUGGCGAAUCUAAUACCCAAGCAACACCUUCCGAAUCCACACAACAACUUCUGGAAAAACUUGAGAAAUUUUUCGGUCAAAAAAUUUCAACUAAAUACAUCGACUAUUACAAUUGGCGUUAUAAGUUGUACAUGGGUGAGAUCACACCUACGAUUAAAGCAUUUGACUCGAUCAUUUUGGCAAAUGUGAACUAUCAAAGACUUUUCAACAAUACCCCUUUUCCUCUUCCUGAAAAUGGCAGCGCUGAAUUAUGGUAUGGAUAUCAUCAACAAAUGCAAAGAAUGCACGAGGUCACCGAACCUGUUAAACAAAUGAUGAGACUAGAACGUUUGGUACCAAAACGUACCACUGUUAGCACAGUCGAUGAUGAAAUUCAAUACGAUAUUGAUUAUCCUCAGACCACCAAAAGUCUGACUACACCUUCUCAUUACACCAUAGAUCCGGAAGAAUUGAAAAAACUCAGACUGAUUCUCUCUUCAACAUUUGAACCCCAUUACCAAGAGUAUUAUAAAUGGUUACAUAUGGUACUAAAGGAUGAGAAUGCAGUUCAAGCUAGGAUGAGAGCUCUACAAGAUAUCAAUAUGCAAGAAAUCAUUCAAGACACUUAUACACCAUUUCCUAUACAUACAAAGUCAGCUCAUUACUUCUUACACGUCAACAAAGUGGAGCAAUUCAUGAAAUCUACUGAUCAUCACUGGUGGCUCAAAAGAUCCAGCUCUUUCAACACAUCCCCCAUUACUCCGACUACAUCAUCUACUCCACCAAUUCCAUUUGGUCAUGGAUCAUCUACUACUUCUGCACCUACCACCAAAGAAUCAACCAUUGACAGCUCAGAACAAAAGAAAGUUGAUAACUAUUUCCGUUUCACUUAUGAACCCAAAUUUCGUAAAUUUUAUCAAUGGCUUUAUAAAAUGAGGAUUGAAAAAGACAUCCCAAUGCUGCCUAGAGUCUUAUGGCACUUUUACAAAUUCGAUGAAAGUGCUUCUACUCCAUUCCCUGUUCCAGAAGAUCGAAAACACGAAUACGCCUAUAUAAAAUACUUGGAACAACAUGAUUUUAAAACCGAUCUACCUCAUCCAACCGAACCUCAAAGAACUACUAAACAUCGCCGUAAAACUACCACACCUAUAACAGUGAAAUAUGAGGAAGAAUUGCAGAAGGCUAAAUCAUACUUUCCUUUCGAAUGGGCUUCGCAAUACAAUGAAUUCUACACAUGGUUCUAUUCCAUGAUCCAUAAAAGAUCACUGAGAGACAGAACCUGUGGUAAAAUCCUCGACACAAUGAACUUCGAAUUGCUGUACCUAAAUAAUACAAAAUUCCCUGUACCUUCUAAACAUUAUACGGAGUAUGCUAUGAUGCAGUAUAUGGAUGAACUACCUGAAAAAACAGUCGAAGAAGAGACUGAUUCUCAAUAUUGGAGAGAUAAAGAGGCAGCUAAGAAAAAAUUCUACCCAUUCCGCUGGCAACCUGAUUAUGAUAGAUUUUACAUUUGGUUACAUAGAAUGAUUGAUAAACAUGGUAAACCAGAAAGCACAGAUCCUCAGUUUAAAGAUGCCAUUGAUUAUGAUAGGGUAGUGCAACAUAGCUCCUUCAAAAUCCCAGUCUACCAGAUGCAUGAUUACUUAUACAUGAAAUGGCUGGAUGAUGGGAAAAAAGGAGGCUACAUGAAUCCACCUUACAUAACAGCUCCACCAUCAUUACUUGUUCGAGUAAAUCAGCCAGAUUUGGAGGAGAGAGCUGAAGACUACUUCAAUAUUAAUCUUACAGAAGACAAUCCCUACACUAAAUAUUACAUUUGGAAAUAUGAAAUGUUACAGAAACAUGAUAAUUUCAAUGAAACCAAGGCAGAUUUCUUUAAAUCUGUCAAUUAUAAGAAAUAUCUGGCAGAUGCUCCAUUUCCUGUACCUGAUAAAGAACAAAAAACAUAUGCUAAUUUGAAAUACUACGAUGAACUCUUUCUGCAAGACUUGAAAAAACGCUCAAUCAUCUCAGAAAAUCCAAAAAGGUUCCAUAAUCCAGUUGAUGAGGAUUUACUGAAGGAGGCUAAAUCAUUCUUCAAAUUUGGCUGGUAUCCAUAUUACAACCAGUUUUAUGUUUGGUUCUACAAAAAAGUAAAAGAACAUGGAGUGUUCAAGAAAAUUGACACUGAGAGCUUCAAAAACAUCGAUUAUAUCAAUCAUAUCACUGUUACACCUUUCCUUAUUCCUCCCGAGUAUUUGAAUGAUUAUGCUUACAUGAAACAAAUGGAUAUAGAGAGAAAAUCACAAGCUGGAACCUUACCUAUGCCAGAUAAUGAAUCAUUAGUUCGAAGAAAAAGACAGAUUGAUGAUCAUACCACAACUCCACUCAAAUCAUCAACUAGAACAACUCAAUUAUACCAUAAAUUAAUGAAACAACAGUACGAAUACCAUGAUCCCUAUUAUGACAAGUUCUAUGAUUGGCUAAUUUAUCGAGAAGAUAUUUCACCAGUUAGUGGAGGUGUGACUCCUAGACGAGUUAAUCCAGAUGUUAUUGUAUUAGAAACCCAUUCCAGUACACCUUUCCCAAUACCAGAGAAUUUCACAAAGUAUUUCAGAUGGUUUGAUGAUGAUCACACAAAAACUACAAUAAAAUUCGAUGUGGCUGUCACUACUGGAGAUUACAUGGAUUAUGUAGAAAAUGUAACUAAACCACCUGUAGAACAGCUCAUCAAGACAUAUUACUCUAUGGAUCCACAUUUACCUCCCCUCAACACAGCCUACAGUGAUUUUUAUGACUGGUACAUACGUAAAUAUUUUGGCGAACCUCAUGAGAAACCAUCAGUCAAAGGACCAGUAUUCAUUUCUCCAUUUGUACCUUAUGUUGAAGCAACUUCUACUCCUUUUGUUAUACCACCAAAAUUCACCAAUUAUUUCAAAUGGUUUGGUGGAUGGCCAAAGGGAAAACGAAGCUAUCGUACUCCUGAUUAUGAUUUUGGUCUAGGACCUUCUCCAACAACACCUACAACAUGGGUGUAUUUUGAUUACAAUGCUACAACAUGGUGGCCACCGAUGGAAAUACGAGAACGUGAGUUUAAUGAAAAGUUGCCCAAAAAUUUCAAAUUACCAUUUUGGAAAAUGUUACUCAACAAUAAAGGUACAUCUCACGCUCCAGAGUACGACCAGUUUUACGAAUGGUUCUACAGAAAACAUUUCGAAGUAACUCAUUCUAUCGAGCACUAUGAAAUUGAAGAACCUAAAUUAUUUUCAUUUCCAACUCCUGUAAAAUAUGUGCCAUUAAAUGACACACCUUGGAAGAUACCUUGGGAGCAUACAGAUAUGAUGAACUGGGUAGAUUCAGCUCAACUUCCACGUUCUACCAAAGAAACAGAUGGUACUUUACUACAUCCGUUUUAUCUGACUAAAUUCUAUGGUACAGACUGGCAGGUAUAUGGCUUUACUGAACCUAAAAGAUACAGUACAACACCUACUUUAACAAAACGUAAAUGGACAAGGACUAGGAGUAGUACUCCAAUGACUCCAUCAAUUAAUGUACGUAGAAAACGAUCUGUCCCAUCAAGUGUAACACCAGCUGGAGAAGAAUUUGACACAGGCCCCAUUGUAAAAACAUAUCCAACAUGCCACCUUGAAGAUUUAGAUUUUGUCAUAAGAAUCAAUCCCUUACAAAAUGAAACAGAACAUCCAAAAUAUCAAGACUUCUACAAAAACAACAGAUCAGCACUUUUUCGCUACUAUCCUUAUGAACUUCCAAUAACCACACGUCCUGCAAAAGAUAUCACUUGGAAGCUAAAACCCAUCACAACAACCAUUUCACCAUACUUACAAUCAGAUGAAGUACGUGAUUUAAAGCAAUGGUACUAUAACAAUCAAUCCUUUCCAAAGGUGACCAAACUGAUGAGUUUUCUUGAAGUAAUAAACAUGUCCAAACUACAAGCUCGUCCUGACCUGCCACCUGAAACUGAACCAAGAUUUGUAGGUCACAAUGAACUGAAAAUGUGGUUACCAGAGUAUUGGACCACACAGACUAUUCCAACCAGAUUCAAACUCAUGAGUGAACUAGUAGCUGAAGCUAGACAAAUCAUAGCAGAGUAUAGACGUAAACAAAAUAGAACUACUACAACCACCACCACAACUACAACAACAACCACCAAAGAUCCUCUGGAUCCAGAAUCAAGACUGAUGCAUAAUGUACGUAACUGUUUCCCUUAUUCAAUAGAACCACAAUAUGAAUACUUUUAUCGAUGGCUUUACUUGAUUUUGCAUAACAGUAAAGGAUCAGCACGAAGACACAAUGCAAGCUUGACAUUAUCAACCCCAGUCGAUUAUGAAGACAUCCUGCUCAAUACACCUUUCCCAGUACCACUCAAUCUACGUUACUACUUUGCCUAUGCUUACACAUUGGAUGAUCUGAUGAAAUCAACAGCUCAUUAUAAAUUCUAUACAACCAGACCAGGUCAACCUACUUAUUCACGCAAAAUUCGCACAACGUUGAAAACUUCUCCUACAACUUCCACUACAAUGUCACAAACACACACAACAAUUCCAGUUGAAACAACAACAGAAAGCGAGUCUGAGAUAGAGAAUAAAGUUCAGUCAUAUUUUGGUAAUACUCAUCACCCUAUGUUUAGGCAAUUCUUCAGAUGGCUUUAUCGCUUACAAAAUAACGAAGAAGGGCUGAAACGCAGACAUGAAGCUAGUUUAACAAUGAAACCAAUAGAUUACGAUGAUGCCAUGCAGAAAACACCAUUUCCAGCUCCAGCUUUUCUAGAAGGCUACCUUGCUUAUGCCUAUCAUCUUGAUACCUUGAUGGGAUCAACUGAUCAUUACAAAGAAUUUGAAAACAUGAUGUGGCACUACACUUUGCCAACAUUACCACCAGAAGUACAACUGAAACUCAAUAGAACUAAUUCAACUGCCGUUACAGGAAGCUCUAUGUUGACUAAAUUAAUUCAAUCUGCCAGUUCAGCCAUUACCACUGAACAUUCCACGUUGACAAAAUUCAUACAAUCUGUAAGUCCCAGCAGACGAGUGAAACGUGAAAUAAACUACAUAGAUUCAUCAAAUAAGCUAGCUUCUGUGCAACUUCACAAAUCCAUGGACCAAGAAAUAUGUCAUACCAGAAUGGAUUUUGUAUCUCUAUCAAACAGUCAUUUUUUCCCAUUUCAAAAUGAUGCUCAAGUUCAUUUCAUUGAUUCACAAAUGCUUACACAUCAAACUCAACAUCGCACAAAACGCUCACCAGCACCAGAAGAAACCAAAAAGAUAGUGAUUGGUGAUAAACUAAAAUGUGAGUUGAACUUAUUGAAAGAUAAAAUAAACAAUGACCCUGUGUUAACAAAGGAGUUCAAUGAUCUUACACUUCAAAUGGUAUUAAACAAAAAAUGCAGAGAUCAGUAUCAAGACUUUUUGAAAGAUAUAAAAUGCAAUAAAGAAUUUAAAAGGCAUGUUGAUGACUUGGGUAAACAGCUAAAACUUGAAAAUGAGCUCAAACUCAUUUUAAAAGACAUACAAUGUGAAGAAACAAAAAGACAAAAACGUGAAGUCAAAAAUGAGUAUCAAGCAACAACGUCAUUUUGGAACUAUUUAAAAAAUGAUUUUCGCGCAUUUGGACGAAAAUUUAUGGAUGGAUUAAAACCAAACAAACCAUUUAAAAAACCACCAAAUGAUGAAUCACUUUGGAAGUAUUUCAAAGAAGAUAUUUGUAAAUUCAAACAAGGAUUGAUUGAUGGUGUAAAACCACUGUUCAAGAAACCCAGAAGACAAAAACGUGAAAUUGAUAAGAAGGAUCUAGCACCUGUAAUUAAAAAAAAAUGGUUCUUAAACUUUUUUGAUAAGAAGAUAAAAGUUGGCGAAGGACUAAAAAAAGAAGUUCACACAUUCAAAGAUAAAAUAAAAAAUGAUAACCAAUUGAAAAAAGAUAUCAAAGACUUGAGAGAUCAGUUGAAAGGUAAUAGUGCAAUAAGAAAACAGUUCAAACAUAUAGAAAACCAUAUGAAAGAUAACAGUGGAUUGAGAAAAGAAUUUGAUGAUUUCAAACAACUGAUGAAUGAUGAACAUCACACAGAACAGAAAAUUAAGCAAAAUAAUGUUCGCAAUAAACGCUCUAUCAAAGCCGAUAAAUUUAUCCAAAAGCUAAAUAGAACACAUUCAAUAGUGAAAUCAGACCUUGAAGCAUUGGUGAAAAAAUUCAAAAGAAGAACAAGAUUAUUAGUCAAAUCUGCCAUUCUAAUGGGAAAAGUAGCCAUGUUUGCAGGGAAAUCAGUUCUGAAUGGAGUAAAAAAGUAUCAAGCUAUGAAAAAAUCCCUCAAAAACACAGGAAAUAAGGUCAAAAAUUUAACUGAACAACUGAUUAAAAAAAAAAUUGAAUUGAUUUCAUGGUUGACUUCAACUAUGUUAGAUAAUGAACUUCAAAAUUAUAUAAAACGCCACGAUCUAACUGAUAUCAUAUCAAAUUACUUCAACAUUUACUUCAGUUAUGAUAAAAAGUUGAGUAACUCAUUCACUGCAGCUCAAUCUUAUCAUGGGCAUAUUAAUACGAUCGAUUUUUUUCCCAAUUUGAAUCAGUGUUACCUUGAAAACAAUUGCAACACACCGGCCUAUAAAAUAGAACCAGUGAUUUCAACAAAUCAUCAUAAUAACAUAAUGAAAACAAAAUUUAGCUACAUGGAAUCCAAUGAACUAGCUAGAGACUGCAGAAUUUUCAACCGUAUUGAUCAGAUAAUGAGAUCUAAUAAUCAUUGCAUUUAUAGAAAAAGGGGAAAACGUGAACUCAAACUGCACACACAUCUGUCCACAUUUCUUGACCAAAACUCUACUUUGAACCAAACCACCAAACCAUAUGAAAAUGCUGAUACAACAAAUUUUGAUGAGCACAACUCUACAUCUCAGCAAUUCUCUGAAGUUCCUCCUACUCAUUCAAUAGAAAUUGGAGAAAAUGCUGCCUCAACAUCUCAUCAACAUCAGCCCUCACCUCAAUCACCUUUAAAAGUUGCAUCACCAGAUAAAAGUGAUAUUGAAAAGAAUUACACAACUGAUCAGGCAUCAUUCAUCCCUCAAUCAAUACUAUGUGAACCUUCAGUAUCUCACAUCACCAAUACAGAAUCUGCUCUCUCUCACAACUCCUCUUCUAAUGAAUCAACACUUGACACAACACAUUUAAUCACACCUCAAAAUCAUAAAGAGAAAUCUAAUGAAACAUUUGUAUUCCCUUCAGAUGAAAGUUAUCUGCUGGGAAACCAGAAUACAGAUGGAGGUAUGGGAUGUAUGGAUGGUGCAAUGGGACAAUACUUCAGAGCCAUCUAUGCUGAUGAUUUACAAGGUGAAAUAUACCGCAGAAAAUACCUUUCACAAACAACCAUCACUACUAGUACUUCAAUUCUAAGUGAAACUCACACAGUUCCUCAAGACCAAUUGUAUUUUAAAAAACAAUUAGAUGAUUACUUUUCAACAACUAUUCAUCCUAAAUAUUUCCAAGCGUACAAAUGGUAUCAUGCACUUAGGCAGGAUAAACAAGGGUAUCUUAGACGAAAAAAGACUACAUAUUCAGUGCCAGUGGAUUACAAUAAUGUACUAAAAACUACACGUUUUUCAUUACCUCCACAUUUACGCAAUAUAUAUGCUGAAAUACGUGAACAAGAACAGGCAAUUGGUUCUACAAAUCAUCACAUUCGGUGCAUUGGUCUUGAUAUUGAAAACAAAACUUGCUCUCAGCCAAGACGUUUUAAAAGAUCACCUAUCUGGCAACCUACAAGUUACGCUGUCACACCAAUACCAAAAGCCAAAGCCAUAAAUUUACAACAAGCUGCAUCCCAGUUGAAACCCCAUUUCUCCAGAUAUGAUGCAUUCAUGGACAAACUGAUGAAAGCAAUUAAUAAAAAAGUAUAUGAACCAUACUUACUUGGUUCUACUACUUUAUAUCCAAUCAUUCCUGUUACCCUUCCACAACAAGACCAUCACAUCAUACCCAAAAAUGAGGCAGACAUUAAACAAAAACUAGACAAUUAUUUUUCCACAAAAAUUGAACCUAAAUACUACCAAGCUUACAAAUGGUACCAUGCCCACAAAUUGGACAAGCAAGGCAAAGGUAGAAGAGCCAACACGCCUUCUUCAGUAAAUAUUGAUUAUGAAGAUGUCCUUAAAACCACACCGUUUCCAUUACCCCCUCUUCUAAGACACUACUACGCAGAAAUACGUGAAAUUGAACGAGCCAUUAAAUCCACUGAUCAUCACAUGACUCCGAAAAAAUACAAAUUCACUUUUCCCAGAUUUAAUUUACAAAACUACACUGGUGAAUUUUUAAAGGAUAUAUUGCAAGCUCAAAACGAGUUCCACCGUUUUAAAAAUGAAACAAAGCGAUUAAAUUUAACAGAUGACCAGUUACACGAGAUGCUGAAAGAAUUUAAACCAGCUGCAAAGGAUUAUACAAUACCUGAAGGAGAAGAACGUUACAAGAGCCUCAUUGAUUCAUAUUUUUCAAGCACAAUUGAUCCAAAAUACUUUGAAGCGUAUAAAUGGUAUCAUAAGCUGAGACAAGAUAAAGAAGGAUACAUCAGACGUCAUAAUGUAUCACCUCAGUUACACAUUGAUUAUGACGAAGUACUAAAAACAACACCAUUCCCCAUACCACCACAUUUACACCACCAUUAUGCAGAAGUACGAGAGCAUGAAAGAGCCAUUGGCUCAACGGAUCAUCAUAUUCGGUAUACCGGAUCUCCGCUUAAAUCCCUCAUUCUAUCCCAAACAAAGACUUCAACUCAGAAACCAACUCCAAAGAAAACAACAAAAUUUAAAGUUAAAAUGCCAUCUUUCACCACUGCAACAGACAACUUAUUUUCAUUAUUUUCAUAUCACUUCACCGAUCCCAACGAUCUGUUUGAUUCAAAUCCCAAUCCAGAAGAUGGCGGUACUCGAAAUUUUUGGGAGCUUAGAAAUACCUACUGGAAAGUGUUGUAUCAGAAUCAUAAAGAUGACAUCAACUUUUCACCAAAAUAUGACCCAUUUUACGAAUGGUAUUUCCAAUGGAUAUGGACACCAAUUUACAAUUACACAACCGUAGGACCAUUUUCAAUUUCAAGAAAAAUAAACUACACCACUCAUGAAACCUCCCCAUUCCCUAUCCCUCCCAAUUAUACAAAAAUGUUCGCAUGGAUGGAUGAAAAAGAUGCAUUCAAAUUUACUGACAUAUAUUGUCCACCAUUACCCGAUAACUUCUCCUAUGACCCCAAUAUCCCAUACUAUAUGUAUAACACCAAUGAUCGAAAACUAAUGGAAAGCUAUUUUGAUGUUUGGUUUGACCCUGAUCCCAAAUACGAAGAAUUUUACAAAUGGUACUAUGUACAGUUGCACAGAGCAAAAGACCCAUUCGCUCCCACUUUUCCUGCUAAAAGAAUACCAAAAGCUAGAGAGGAGGUACCAAGUAUUAGCACACCAUUUCCAAUACCUGUAUCAUUCCGUAGAUAUUAUGCUUGGGCACAUGAUGAUAGUUAUAACGUUAAUCGUACUACUGUUGUGGAUACCACACAUAGAUGGUAUAGAACAUUGGUCAGCUUAUAUGGCUUUCCUACUGGACAUGCAGAUCCUUAUGCUAUUCAACUUCCUUACUCGCAUGAAUUGACUACGCGACCUCCCAGGAAUGAAUCAGCUGGUUUCAAAGAGAAUUUCUUUGAAUCUUACCCAGACAAUUUGGAUUUAGACAAUGAUAGGUCUAUACCUUUUGAAUGGUUCAGAGAAGGAAGAGAUUGGCCUUAUGAUGAAUGGGGAGAAUCGACAUUUAAAAAAUAUAAUAAUUCGAGAGCAAGAAAGAAACGACACACUGAUUACUUAGUACCAUCCAAUUUAUUAGAAAACCAAUCCAGAUGUAAACGUGAACUUCCAUCAACACAUCAUCAUAGUUCAGCAUCUACAACCUCUGAAAAAUCCUCCCAAAUAUUACCCCAUCGCCCCACAACAAACAGUGUAUUGGGUUACUAUAAAUCAUUACGUGAUACAUUUGGAAAAGCUCCAUUUUGCAACACAUCAGAGGAGAGGCGCCAAGUAGAACAAGAACGUCGGGAAUUUAGAGAAUGGUUAGAGCUGAAUGAAAAAAUGAGACGUCCACCUACUCCAAUUCAGGAAAACCCUACAUAUAGUUUAUUCUUCCACUGGCUUCACAAAGGAUCUCCUACAUCGCCCAAAUAUAAAAUAACUCGACCUUUGAUCAAUACCCCUUUCCCAGUUCCUGAAGGAUAUAGAAAACAAUACGCUGAACGUAUUGGCGCCGAGCACGAUGAAGUAUACAAAGACUUGAGAGAAUUAGGCAUUAUUGAUGAAAUACCACCACCCACUAUCGUGACAACAGUCGAUGACUUCUUUGUCUUACCAAAUACUACACCUGAUGAUUACAGCGAUGAUACAGUACAAACAAGUCCAAGAACACGACCAACCCAAGAUGACAUGGGUGGAAUAGAAUUUGUUCGCAGUACUGAUAAAUUACAUUUUGAUUCGAAGGAAAUGUAUGACCGUAUGAAUGACUUAGGAUUGGUGGAUGCAAAAUUGGAUGAGAAAAGAACGAUAUUCCCAACUAUUCCUAAAUUUGUUACAAGACAGCCGUUUGAUUUCGAAGCAUUGCUAAAGAAAGAGUCACAACCUACUGAUGGUGAAACAUUCACCAGGCAAGCUUUUGAUUUUGAUGUGUUAAUAAAAAGACAAUCGAAUUCCAUCUCCAGUAGUUCACCUAAAACACAUACAUCUUCUCCUCCUACAAAUGCAACAAUUGAUCAACAUGUAACUUCAAUCCAAUCAGUGAAAACUGAAUACCAAAGAUCCACAUUCACAUUACUGGCUGGGUUACGAGACUAUUACAAAUCAUUGCGAGAAACAUUCGGUAAAGCUCCAAUUUUCAGCAAUUCGGAAGAAAAACGUCAAGUAGAAGCUGAAAGGGCCGAGUUCCGUAAACAAAUGGAAGAAAACAGAAAACACCAAGAACAAAGAAAACAUCCUUUAGAGUACGACGUGAGCCCAGAAAUGGUAAAUGGCUCCAUGAAGAUACCCUCUGAAUACCUCAGAGCUUACUUACAAUACACAGGAGCACAAGAUAAUGAGAUAAGACAACAACUGAAAGAUCUAGGCUAUCGUAAUGAAACAACCACAUCCGCCAGUCUGAAAACCAAAGCCACGACCGAUGCAUGGUCCUCCAAUGAAAAUAGUGAUUACAGCUACGAUACUCCCGAAGCUCUGCCAAUAAUGAACUUGGAUGUGGUAGAAGAGCCAGCAGAUGCCAGACAUAUGGAAAUCGAUAGUCAACCUGAGAAAGUUAAUUUCAAUUCGAGAGAGGCGUUAGAACGUCUCAGAUGCAUGGGUAUGUUGGCUGGUAUGACGACUCGAACAACUAAAAAAUACCCUCACGACAUAUUCUCUAAACAAUUCGUCAUAGAACCCGAAGCAAAAGAAUUCUUAGACCUAGGUCCAGUAAAUCAACCCAAAAGUGUAAAAAGAGUUCGUCGCGCCGUUGAGAUAAUUUUACUAUCGUACGAAUCGACAACAAAACGAACUACCACCAGACGUCCCUCCAAUAAUACCAACAAGUAUUUUACAAAAAGACAAUCGAAAUCAACAACAAUCGACACUUACGACUUCAUGGUGAGCGAUAUUAGAUUCAAAGCCAAACACAUCGAAGAAUACGAAAACCACUUGAAAAAGUUGGGAAUAUAUUUCAUGACGACUAUCGAACCAUAUUACGCCGAAUUCUUCCAAUGGUAUUACAGACGCAUUCGAGAGGUAACACAUUUUCCACUACCCCCUGUAAAGCAUCCUGGUGGAUCGUUCUCAUACCCUUUUUAUGUACCUCCCCACUAUACAGGUCUGUUUUCCAGUCUGUUUCAUCCUGAUCACCUUAAAGAAAUCAUGACAACGAGAUUCUUCGACCACUUAUUCGAUUAUUACGACAGUCAUCCUAACUUCAAACAUCAAGGAAGAAAGAUCAAAACUAGGAUGAAUUUUACAUGGCCAUACCAAAAAAAAUUACAGCUUUUGGAGAAAAAGAAAUUACAGUCGACUACGCCAAUUUCAUCUCAAUAGAUAUAUCGUUUCGCUUUGUUGUGGAGGGGAGGAGGGCGAAAUGGUAUUUAGUAAUUUUUGUUGUCGUCUUUCUUGUACAUAAUUACUUAAUGGACAGUAUUACCUACUCUUUAAAAAAUGUCUCUUGUAAUUAACUUGCCUUUGAAACUUUGAAAAUUUUUGUUUUUUAAAUCGGUCUACCCAAGAUGAAAUUCUUCUUCAAAUUUCCAUAUUUGUAGUAUACUCGUAUGUAUAUUAUUUUUUUUUAGAAAUCAUUUCACUUAUCUAUGUAAAUAUUCAAUUGUACAUUAUUUUUCAUAUCACUAGAAUAUAAGAGAAUUUUUUACUGAAUUUUUUCUCGUUUAUUGAAAAAAAUCUUGGAUUAUAUAACUGAACCGAACAACUCAGAUAAAGAAGUUAAAUGAUUCGAAGUGCUGGCAAUGAACUCUGUAUUAUUUGAAAAUUUUGAAAAUCAUGCUCUUUUGUUGUUAGAAGGGAAUAGAGGAGAAUGACGAGUCAAUAAUUAGAACUCAUUUUGCGUACAAGUGGAUAUCUAACGUGAAUUAAACUUGAAAAAUACAACAGAAUAGUAUAAAAACGGUAUCAAUAAAAGUCUUUAAACUCACAAAAUGUUAAAAUGAACUACAAUUUAAGCAAAUAAAACAAAACUGAUGAAUCGAACAUGAAUUUUAAAAUGGUUUUCACUUUGAUUCAAUUUUGCUUCCAUAACAAAAAAAAAUUGAAAAAAAAUCAUGAAAAAAUGAAGUGUCUAAAUAUUAUUUGAGGUAGUUUAAAAAAAGGAAAAAAAUAUUGGUACAUUACAACUUGACAAGGUAUUCAUUACGUUAAAAGCGAGAUAAAAGCACAACUUUUCGGCACACGUUGCCUUCAUCAGAUGUGAAAUAAAUACCUACCGACGUACAAGUGGAAAUUACGCACGUAGUAUGGAGAGAAAAUAAGAUAAUUAUUUGUAACAUACUAGAGCUUUAUACGAGUUGAAAUCAGAAACAUCAGUCUUUUUAUUUAGGUAGGUAUUUACUCAGAUGACCAAUUUCACCACUCUAAAAAAUGAAACUCUCGAGAUGUCCAUCUCAUGAUUUGAACGGGACCGAAAUUUUUAGAAAGAGCAUGGUCUGAAACACCCCAAACCAAAAAUUUUAGCUAGGUACCUACUGAAAUUAAUUUUUAGAUUUUUAGCGAAUUUUUGAAAAUUCAAAAUUGACUAUUUUCAUCCAUUCAAGAUAUUAAAAAAAAAAAAAAAAAAACUGGCGCGAUUUUCAAUGUCUCUAGAAAACGUGGAAGUUGAUUUGAGCUGCUGAAGUUUGAAUUGUGUUUUUUUUUCGACCAGUUUAAAGAAUUGAUUCACAUUUGAGCCGAUUUCUAAGCAGGCAACUCUAAGUAGAGAGUUUAUUAACCGCAGCAUUCUCCAGUUAUCAUUGAAAACUAUGCGGGUCCAAACAAAGCACUCGAGGUAUCCGCCUGGGACUAGUAAUUGGACCAUAUGUAGAUAAACUCGUUAAAUAGACCGAGAAUAAGCCACAAUUCGUUUUUGAGCUGCCUAAAUUAAAUUCCCAGCAUCCUAGGGAAAUUUUAAAAUUCUGGAAAAAUUUAAAAUCGCACUGGAGGCUCCAGAAUGCCUUAAAAUGAUGAAAUUUAGAUCCAGAGAAGCGGAAGGAUGUUAGUUUUAUACAAGAUACAGCCAAUCGUGCAAAUUUUAAACAUUUCCAUACGAACAGAAAACUCGAUUUUUAUGAAUUUUUUUCCUCAAAAAUAUGCUGGUCAAAAAAACGUAUUUGAAGCAUCCGUCUGGAAAUCGAAUGUCAAUAAACUUUUUAAACAGACUAACAAGGGAACCUCUUGAGGUGUCACAUACCGAUUUGAACGGGAUCGCGAUUUUUGGAAAGAGCAUAGCCUAAAACCUCCGAAACCAAAUUUUCAGCCGCCCAAGUUUAUUUUUCGAUUUUUGGCGAAUUUUUGAAAAUUCAAAAUUGACUGUUUUUGACGAUUUAUGCUUUUUUUUUAAAAAAAAAGUACGUACUUGAUCAUUAAAAAUGGUCAAAACAAGUCCCAAAACUAAUAUUAAUUACCCAAAUCCAAAUUUCACCAUUUCCAGCCAUUUUGGAGCCUCCAGCGCGAUUUUUCAAUUUCUCCAGAAUUUUGGAUUUGCUCCAGAACGCGUGAAUAUGAAGUUGGGCAGCUAAAAAUCAAGUUUUAUAUUACACUCGACCUGUUCAACGAGUUUAUCUACAUUUGAGCCGAUUUCGGUAGUGACACCUCAAAAGUGGUUUUUUGACCAGCUUUUAAUUAAAAAAUCCAAAAAAUCAAAAGUUUUCCGUUUGAGUAGAAAUUUUUAAAAUUCACGCAAAUCGCAGUAUUUUGUCCAAAACUAACCCCCAAAACCAAAUUUCACAAUUUCCAGCCAUUUUGGAGCCUCCAGCGCGAUUUUUCAGUUUCUCCAGAAUUUUGGAUUUGCUCCAGAAGGCGUGAAUAUGCAGUUGGGCAGCUAAAAAUCAAGUUUUAUAUUACACUCGACCUGCUUAACGAGUUUAUCUACAUUUGAGCCCAUUUCGGGAGUGACACCUCAAACGUAGCUUUUUGACCAGCUUUUUUCAAAAUUAAAAAAUCAAAAAAAUCAAAAGAUGACCGUUUGUGAGGAAAUUUUUGAAAUAGACACGAAUCGCUGUAUUUUGUCCAAAACUGUCCCUCAAAUCCAAAUUUCACAAUUUCCCGCCAUUCUGGAGCCUCCAGUGCGAAUUUUGAAUUUCUCCAGAAUUUUAGAUUUGCUCCAGAAGGCGUGAAUAUGCAGUUGGGCAGCUAAAAAUCGAGUUGUAUAUUAUACUCGACCAGUUUAACGAGUUUCUCUUCAUUUGAGCCGAUUUCGGGAGUGACACCUCAAGAGUGGUUUUUUGACCAGCUUUUAAUUAAAAAAUCCAAAAAAUCAAAAGUUUUCCGUUUGAGUAGAAAAUUUUAAAAUACACGCAAAUCGCAGUAUUUUGUCUAAAACUAACCCCCAAAACCAAAUUUCACAAUUUCCAGCCAUUUUGGAGCCUCCAGCGCGAUUUUUCAAUUUCUCCAGAAUUUUGGAUUUGCUCCAGAAGGCGUGAAUAUGCAGUUGGGCAGCUAAAAAUCAUGUUUUAUAUUACACUCGACCUGUUUAACGAGUUUAUCCACAUUUGAGCCGAUUUUGAGAAUGAUACCUCAAGAGUGGUUUUUUGAGGUGUCACUCUCGCUCCAAAACGGCUGCAAAUGGUAGAAUUUGCGCUCCGGGGGUUAGUUCUUGAAAAAAUACAGCGAUUCGCACAAAUUUCAAAAAUUUUCUCACAAACGGGUCAUUUUUUGAUUUUUUAGAUUUUUUAAUUUUGAAAAAAUCUGGUCAAAAAACCUCUCUUGAUGUGUCACUCCCGAUAUCGGCUCAAAUGUGGAUAAACUCGUUAAACAGCUCGAGUAUAAUACACAACUCGAUUGUUAGCUGCCCAACUGCAUAUUCACGCCUUCUGGAGCAAAUUCAAAAUUCUGGAGAAAUUGAAAAAUCGCGCUGGAGGAUUCAGAAUGGCUGGAAAUGGUAAAAUUUGGAUUUUGGUAAUUAAUAUCAGUUUUGGGACUUAUUUUAAACAUUUUUACUGAUCAAGUACGUACUUCUUAAAAAAAACAUAAAUCGCCAAAAACAGUCAAUUUUGAAUUUUCAAAAAUUCGCCAAAAAUGGAAAAAUGAACUUGUGGACCUGAAAAUUUGGUUUUGUGGGUUUUAGACUAUGCUCUUUCCACAAAUCGCGAUCCCGUUCAAAUCGGAGUGUGACACCUCAAGAGGUUCCCUUGUAAGAAUAAGUCACAAACUGAUUUUUAGCCAUCCAAAGGAGAAAUUCCAAAAUUUUGGAGAAGUUGAAAAUUGCUCAGGAAGCUACAGAAUGGUCGAAAAUGACGAAAUUCGGUACAGGCGAGUUGAUAUCAGUUUCAGGACUACUUUUCAUCAUUUUUACUAAAUACUUACUGCUGGUUAAAAAAAAUAUAUAUAUAUUAAUCACCAAAAAUGAUUAAUUUUUGAUUAACAAAAAUUCUCCAAAAAUCGAAAAAUACUUUUACGUACCCGAAAUUUUGGUAGUAGGAGUUUUAGAUCAUUUUCUUCCUUAAAUCACGAUCCCGUUUAAAUCGUAGCCUGAUAUCUCGAGAGAUUCCCAUGCGAGAUCAAGAUACCUUGACAACCAUGAAAUUCAAUUCUUUACAGGUAUACUUCUUCAUAACGUGGGCCUGCUGCGUGAAUUCCAACACCACCACCACCACCACCAUCGUAGAUGAAAAUCAACAGAAUAAUUUAACCACAUACACCAAAAACAACCCAGAAUUGUAUCACCAACUCGAACAUUCCAUUAAUGUUCCGCCUUAUAAUCUUGACGAAGCAAAAAUCAACAAUAAUUUGCAGUACAUCUCUGCUCUCUGCAAACAGGGGGACGAAUUGGAAACACCAACGACAACAAAGAAAAAACGCAGCAGGAGUAUCUCUUCUACUUCUGUAUCCAUGACAAACGUUUCGCGAGCUUCCAGACGUCGAAAAAGGAAUGGUAUUCAGGCAUUUUUCCCCGAUAUGCCGGAAAUGCCACCUAUCUUCAAGAAGAAAAUGAAACGAUAUAUGAAAGAAUUCCUUAGACGAAUUUACAUCAAGUUAAAAGCUGGAGAAAUCACACUGCCAACUUUACCUAUUCCUGAUUUAGAGGAUAUACAAUCGUAUUUUAGAAAAAGACGUACAAGUAGUCGACGAAUUAGUACUAGUCGUACUUUUCCUGAACCUUAUGAUCAUGCUGGAUUAAGCACCGAACCCAGAUGGAAAUUUAUUCGGGGAAUAUUCUAAUCUGGUGUACAGUUUCUUAUCUCUCUCAACUGUUUUCAUUCUUAAUAUUUAUGACGAUUUAAUUAGAAGAUAAAUACGAAUAUUAAUUUUAUAUCUACCCAUUUACUUAUCAAGUUCCUAUAUUAUUGCUUCACUCUCUGACAUAAAACAACAAAGACCAAAUCAAAAACGAUCAGGAGAAAUGAGAAUCAAAAUCUUUAAUUAUCCAUUCCUCGGAUAUACAUAUGUCCCUUAUCACGAAUUCCCACCUAAUUUCGAUAAUUUUAUACUUCGAUAUUAGUACAGUCAUUUUAGCAAAAUUUUUAGUCGAACCUCGGAAAAAUUGGGAGGAAAGCUGAUUUUCACAUUAUUUGUUCAGAUUGGUCUCUAAAACAACCCAUCAAAAGUUGCACCCCGCAACUUUACUGCUACCCCCGUGAGAGGUCAUUAACCUUUGCCGAUACAGAUUUUUCGGUUGUAUCGCCAAAAUGAAGGGCCCGAGAGGAAAAAUGUUCGAACAAAAAUUGUUCUACGCAAAAUUUCCUACCAGCGUGACCAGUUCAGCUUUUCUCAAAAUGGUGAUUUCACAAUUACUAAGGAGGGGGUAAAGUUGUCAAUUUUAUGAAAAUUGUUUUAAAAAUGAAAAUCGACAAUCUAAAACGUGAAUUCCAUUCACAGUAGACUCGAAAAUAUUUUGACCAAAGUUGCACACCGCAACUUGUCCGCAACCCCCGCAAGAGGUCAUUAACCUUUGUCAAUCUACGUUAAUUUCAAGUGCAAAAGUGUUUUCUAUUUUUGGUAAAUUUUUGAAAAUCAAAUUUAGGCCAAACAUGAGAGAAAAAUCAAAAUUUUACCAAAUUGAUUUAGAAGGAUGAAAUUUGGAAUAUAUCCUACUUUCGACCUGCCCAAUCGAUUAGAAACUGUUUCAAACCAUUUUAAGCAGUUUUGGAGCCUCCAGCAGAUUUUUGAAACUUGAAAUUCCCACAAAAUUCUAUCAAAAGCAUUUGGAAAGCUAACAUUCAUUCUGUAAACUAAUUUCAAUAGGCUAGGGGGUCGACUGCUAGUAGCUUUCAAGUCGUUUCGGAGCCUCCAGAGACUUUUUGGAAAUUACUGGAGCCUCCAGUAGAUAUUUCAAUGCUCGAAAUUUCCAUAAAAAUUUACCAAACAGAGUUGGAAACCCAAAAUUCACCCUGUACUUCAAUUUCAAUGCGCUAUCGAGUCGACUGCAGGUUGGUUCAAGUCAGUUUGGAGCCUCCAGCGACUUUUUGAAAAUUCCUGGAGCUUCCAACAGAUUUUAGAAUUUUAAAAUUUCAUAAAAAACAGUUGCAAAGCUGAAGUUUACUCUGUAAUCUGAUUUCAAUAUGCUAUGAAGUCGACUAUUCGUAGAUUUCAAGUCGUUUUGGAGCCUCCGGCGAUUUUUUGGGAAUUACCGGAGCCUCCAGCAGAUUUUUCAAUGCUAAAAACUUCCAUAAAAUUUUGCCAAAUAGAGACACCCCAUUUUAGACAUUACUCUGAGGUGGAUCGCAGGCAGUUUCAAUCCGUUUUGGAGCCUCCAGCGAAUUUUUAGAAACUUCUGUUUUUCAAAAAAUGCCACAAAAUCUAUCAGAAUCAACUUUUGGCUUCACAACUCCAUUUGAUGAAAUUUUGUAGAAAUUGCAAGUUUCAAAAAGUCGACUUAUUAGCGUAUUAAAAUUAUUUACAGAAUGAAUAUUUUCCGCUUUCCAAGUUCCAACUUCAUUUGAUAAAAUUUGGCGAGAAUUGCAAGUUUCAAAAAUGUGCUGGUAGAACUGCUCAAAAUGGGUUGAAAUCGUUUCCAAUCGAUUUGGCAUGUCGAAAAUAGAGUAUAUCAUAGUUUCAGCUUGAUAGCUAAAUUUGGUAAAAUUUUGAUUUUUUCCCCUUAUUUUUGGCCUAAAUUUGAUUUUCAAAAAUUUACCAAAACUUGAGAAAUAUAUUUUAACUGAAUUGGUCAUACUUGUAGAAAAUUUGGCAUCAUCAUCAUCAUUGAAUUUUGACCUGGUGAGCUGUUAAGCCUGUCUCAUUUCCGUUGAGGUUACUCUGCUUUUUAUAUCCUUUCUCAUUGUCCAUGUUUCACUUCCAUACAGCAGCAUUGGUCUUGCCAGCGUAUUGUAGAUUCUUAUUUGAAUUUUGGCUCUGACUUUUCUUGGAAGUAUGGCUUGGUUUAUAGCUCUGCUUACUCUCAGGAAUUUACUGAUCUUAAGUUGUGCGUCAACUUCUCCUUCAUAUGACAGCUCGCAUCCGAGAUAUUUAAAGUUUUUAACUUGUUCCACUGCCAGUCCAUUUGCAAUGAUUUUACUGCGUAUUGGCCCUUUCGCCUCGAAGGCCAUCACUUUUGUUUUUGACGACGAUAUUCUCAUUCUGUACAUAUCAGCUACUUUCUGAAGGUUGUACAUUGCUCUCUGCAAGUUAUCUUUGUUGUCAGCAAACACCACCUGAUCAUCAGCAAACAGCAGGGUAUUGACAUGGUCUUGUUGAUGUCUAGCCCUUUUGGCUAUGGUUUUCAGCCAUUUCUCUAAUCAUGUCAUCAAAGUAGAUGUUGAACAUACUAUGUACAUGACAUUGGGCAUCCCAGUCUUACUGCUCUUCCUAUCUUCUUUGCUUCUGACAUGUUUCCAGAUCUUACUCUUAUUGCAUUAUCCGUGUAUAUUUCUUCAAUUAGGCGUACUAUUUGUUCAUUCACUUCAAUUUUCCUCAAGAUUUCAAACAACUUCUUCCUUCAUACUCGAUCGCACGCCUUCUCCAGAUCAACGAAGCACAUGUGGGUCUCUAGGUUAUAUUCUCAUCUCUUCUCCAUCAGCAGCUUUGUAGCAUAUACUCCAUCUAUGCAUGAUCUUCCCUUUCAAAAUCCAUUUUGGCAUGCCAAUAUUAUUGGUUCCGCAUUGCUCUUGAUUUUUCUCGCUAGCAUAUUUGCAAGUAUUUUGUAAGCAGCAUUUAGUAGGCUAAUUCCACGGUAGUUUCCUGGGUCAUUUUGGUCUCCUUUUUUGAAGAUGGGUAUUACAAUUGCAGUGUGGAAGUCUUCUGGUAUGGUCACACCUGAUAGUAUUUUAUUGUAGAAAGCUAGUAGUCUCUUCUUAACGGUUAUUGUGGCAUUCUUGAAUAAGUCUGUUGGUAAUUUAUCACUGCCUGGGGCUUUUCCAUUUCUGGAGCUUUUCAAGGCUCCAUCUAGCUCUUCCCAAGAGAAUGGCUCAUACUUGUUCUCCUCACAGUUUGCCACUUCAAUUUCAUUGUCGUGGAUCACUCCAUAGGUUCACAUAGUAUUCAACCAUUUUUUCAUAGUCUGGUGGGGCAAUGUUGGCUCUGUGUACCACAUCUUCGGUCUUCCGAUAUUCUUUUUAUUAUUUUGUACACUUUUGGUUUCAGUUUGUAUGUACCCCUCUCCAUGUUUGCCACAAACCUUUCGUAUUGUUCCUGUUGUGUUUCUCUUAUCAUCGUUUUUGUCUUUCGGCACUGUUCUUUGUAUGUAGCUUCUUUUGUCUUGUUCAUUCUUUAACUCAUCCACUUCCGGAAAAGGUCUUGGUUUCUUUUUCACUGGCUUAGGAUGAUUUUAGUUCACUCACUUUUUUCCCUCCGACCCUUCAUUCCGGCGAUAUAGCAGAAUAAUGUAAAUUGACAAAGGUUAAUGACCUCUUGCGGGGGUUGCAGACAUGUUGCGGUGUGCAACUUUGGUAAAAAUAUUUUCAAGUCUACUGUGAAUGGAAUUCACGUUUUAAAUCGUCGAUUUUCAUUUUUUAAAACAAUUUUCAUAAAAUUGACAACUUUCCCUCCUCCUUUGUAAGGGUGAAAUCGCCAUUUUGAGAAAAGCUGAACUGGUCACGCUGAUAGUAAAUUUUGCGUGAAACAAUUUUUGUUCGAACAUUUUUCCUCUCGGACCCUUCAUUUCGGCAAUACAGCGAAAAACCUGUGUCGGCAAAGGUUAAGGACCUCUUGCGAGGGGGGGGGGGUAGCGGUCAAGUUACGGGGUUCAACUUUUGAUGGGUUGUUUUAGAGACCAAUCUGAACAAAUAAUGCGAAAUUCAGCUUCCCUCCCAUUUUUCCGAGGUUUGACUAAAAAUGUUGCUAAAAUGACUGGACUAUAUGCCACCAGCACCACCUUAAUUGAAUACGUUGAUUUCAGGUGUUGCUAUGCGCAUAUCAAAUUCUAAUUCAUGGAACACCUUAUGAAAAUCAACUGGCAGAAGAUAUAAAA
This is a messenger RNA of Planococcus citri (citrus mealybug), 27175 nucleotides long. RefSeq lists its product as uncharacterized. Bases 247 to 18171 code for a protein of 5974 amino acids. The record is from RefSeq and is a predicted model, not a curated record. Lineage: Eukaryota; Metazoa; Arthropoda; Insecta; Hemiptera; Pseudococcidae. The transcript is spliced from 2 exons.